UAUCUGGAAAAGCUAAUCGAGCACGCCAGACAGGUGUCUCUUGAACACUUUAGAGAAACUUUAUCAGCUUGUGCUCUGUUCGUUUGUAACAAGUGGGACCAAGUGCCAUCAGAAGAAACUGAUGAGGUUAAGGAUCACAUCGUCAGAAAACUUAAACGCUGCUGGCCUAACGUAGACCCUGAAUCUCAGAUCAUUUACAUGUCCUCCACCACUGCCAGAGAAGCCCAAACUCUUGGAAUAAUCUCAGAGGAGUUCGCUGCAUUGAUGAAUGGAAUCAAGUCCAUGGUCUUGAAAAGCGUCAAAGAAAGACUGUUCGUCCAAUGGAGGUGGCUUUAUCACCUUCUUUCACGCAUGGUGUUUCACACGAAAGCGUUUAUUAAUAAUUCGUCCAAAGAUCGUCAGGAAGUCUUCGACAGAAUGAUUUUGAUAAAUGAACGCCUCCGUGGCAUUGAGGAGAAGGAGAAUUCAGUUGGUAGGGAGCUACAGGAGUACCUCGAAAACCAAACAGAAAGCGCUGUCACCUCACUGUCCAAGUACCUCACGUCUUCAGAUGUUGUGCAAAAAUUCACUUCGUGGACGUUGGACGAUACUCCACGGGCGAUGGGGAAAUGGGAAGUGACCAAAAUUUACAUCCAAGAAGCAUUAACGAAGCGACUUCAAGAAUUUAUUGCAGAAUGGGAGGAACGUGAACAAGUCUUUUCCGGCGCUCGUGGCUCUCUAAUCCAGCACUUUCAACAGCGAUACAGCUAUGUCGUGGAACAACUUGAAAACCUGGAGAGCUUCGUCAUAGCAGAAGACGUGCCUGCUCUAGCAAAUGACUGCCUGCCUUCUGAGAAAUUUUCUGUGGCUAGCAAAGUAGUAAUCGGGGUCACAAGUCCUAUUUGGGUUCCAAUUGGCGUGGUUGCCUUCGUUCUCAGCGUAACAGUAGUUGGGGUUGUAGCUAUGAAAGAAAAGUUAGGAAAUUGGAAUAAAAUAAGAAAGUACGAAAACGACAAAUGUGGCUUCAUGGCAAAAGCGUCUUUAGAAUACCUACUUGAAGCGGCUAAAAAACAGAACCUGAAGUCUUUAGUGGUCGAACAGCUUAAGGAGGCUCGAGUCUGUCUCGAGCAGGUUGUAAAUCGCAUUCCCGAGCUCAUAAAGGCUGACAGAAUAUUGUGCCAGAAACUUACAAAUGACAGCAGCUCACAGAAAGAACUAGAUAUUUACAGACCGAUACAUGAGAGAAGUUUACAAUUGAGGAGAAAAAUGGCCGUUUUUGGCAUUCAGGAAGUAUCCAUCAUGGACAUCAGUUGCGACGAUCUAGAAUUGAGAGCCGAUAAAAUUUCACCUCUCGGGAGGGACGCAUUUACCACUGUCCAUCGAGGGACAUUAAAAAUGCGAAGAAAAGAUGAAUCCGUCGAAGUGGCUGUGAAAGUGUGGAAUAGUGAACUGGAAAAUUUUGAUGCAAGUGACUUUCUUUCCGAAAGAGAGACACUGAGGAAGCUGAAUUAUCCAUUCAUCGUAAAUUUCUAUGGUGCUGCACUGAUUAGAGAAGAAGAACGGUUGAGAGUAACUCUUGUGAUGGAACUUUGCAAAGAAAACUUGAUGGAACGCAUUUUCCAGAAUCGGGACAAUAUACCUAGUCUGUCCUUAACACCUGGUGCCGCGAGAAGUGUAAUUCGAUGGGCGAGAGACAUCGCCAAUGCUCUCAAGUUUAUACACAGUCAGGGCAUUGUUCACAGAGAUUUCAAGUUGGAAAACAUCAUGGUAAGUACGAAAAAUGGCACACGGAUCAUAUCUACAGGAACAAUGAAGGAAACUUUUUACAUUGCCCCAGAAGUGAUCAAAUCAGGGUUUUAUGAUAGCAAGGCCGAUAUCUACAGCUUCGGCAUAAUGCUCUGGGAGAUGUGGUAUGGAAAAAGAGCCCUUACAGAUGUAGAGGGAGACGUGAGAGCGGUUUAUGGUGAGGAUGCUGAACGUAAUAGACCAACGCAAGUCGACCAAGACAGGAAGAAACCUCCGCCUACAUUGCAAGAUGUAAUGCAAGGUUGCUUGGAUGAAGAAGCAGACAAACGACCAGAUGCCACAGCAUGUCGUCAAAGGUUGACCAUGCUCUACCAGGACACAUUUCCACCAAUUUGA
Messenger RNA from Pocillopora verrucosa, 2121 nucleotides. The record is from RefSeq and is a predicted model, not a curated record. NCBI's taxonomy places the organism in Eukaryota, Metazoa, Cnidaria, Anthozoa, Scleractinia, Pocilloporidae.